AUGACUCAACCAACUGAAAAUAAUGAAAAUGAUUUUAGUAAAUGGCUUGAAACAGAAUUUAUGCGAAAAUGGUUUGAAUUUGAAAAUGCUGAUGAAAUUACAAUUAAAGAGAUUGUUAAUGAG
This is a messenger RNA of Funneliformis mosseae, 123 nucleotides long. The record is from the annotation of a GenBank genome assembly. Lineage: Eukaryota; Fungi; Glomeromycota; Glomeromycetes; Glomerales; Glomeraceae.